GUUUUCACGAAGUAUUGCAGUGUUGUGCAGAUCCUCAUCUCCCCCGAGUUGCUGUGUUUUUCAUGUGUCUCAGAACUGCUCCCAUGUACAACGUUUUCUGUCACGCGCGUGCGUGAAAGCCAGCUGAUGUCAUGUGACCGAGCUGUGGUGACGUAUGCGGAAGUAGUUGCACCGGCCACGCUAUAACACCCGGACCCUCGGGCAGCUAAACGUUUUGUUGAGAGCAGAAGAAAUGUCCACCUUUCCAAGGAUUUCUCUGAAGCCUGAAGUGACCGAAUAUCUUAAGAGUGUCUUCUUAAACACGGAGGUGUUAGCUGCAGUGGGUCAUCAGGAGGCAGAAACCCGCUUCCACAAGCUGCUCGCGUGUCUGUCACACCCCCCUUCAUACACUUGUGUGCGGGCCAGCACUCACCUCGCCUCCCUGGAGGAGAUCAGACACAAGUUGGGAGAAGAGCUGAAAAAGCAGGUGUGCAGCUCGUCAGCAGAGGAGGUCUCCCUUCAGAUUCUUCCUCACCCGCGAAUUCCAGAUGUGCUGCUCCUUCCUGUCGAUGGCCCGAGACCUGUGAGGCAGGUCAGCUCAGAGGUGGUGGUCGGCGCUCAGUGCGGCAGCGCCGUACUGAGAGGUGCUCAUGUCUUUGCCCCGGGGAUCCUCGCCAGCCCCAAGCACAUGAAGGCUGGAGAUGUAGUUUCUGUCUUCUCGGACUUGGAGGGAAAGUGCACCCGAGGAGCCACGAGCUUCCAGGGGAAGAGAGUGUUUGUGGGAAAUGGAAUUGCUGAAAUGGGCCGCUCCAGCCUCUUCUGCACAGAUGAGCCUGCCAAAGGUAUCGGUGUUCGGAUGGUAGAGCCACUUUACCGGAGUCCUUCCUUUGAUGGUGUUCUUCCCAACCUGGCAUUCCUACAGAACCUCCCCUCUGUGGUUGUGGGACACGUGCUCGGGCCCUGUCCCGGAGAACGUAUCCUGGAUAUGUGUGCUGCACCUGGAGGGAAGACCUGCCACAUCGCUGCGGUCAUGGGGGAUCAGGGUGAGGUUGUGGCCUUGGACAGGAUCCGAAACAAGAUCGAUCGAAUUCGUCAAAAUGCACAAAUGUUGCAUUUGCGUAGCAUCAAAGCUUAUUGCUUUAACAGCACUCAGGCUGUGAGCAGUGACGCGGCGCACGAAACUGAAGGACCUCCCUUCCCUCCUGAGAGUUUUGACCGGGUUUUGUUGGAUGCUCCCUGUAGUGGCCUCGGACAGAGACCCAACAUGGCCAGCACCUGGAGCCUCAAGGAGAUUUGUUCCUACCAGCCUCUGCAGCGCAAGUUAUUUCAUGCUGCGGUGCGGUUAUUAAAGAAAGGCGGGGUUCUGGUGUACAGCACCUGCACAGUGACUCUAGCAGAGAAUGAGGAGCAGGUAGCCUGGGCCCUCGAUACCUUUCCCUGCCUCACGCUCCAGCCGCAGGAACCUCACAUUGGCACAGAAGGCAUGCUGGGAGCUGGCCUGUCAACUGAGCAGCUGCGCCUCCUCCAGAGGUUCAGUCCUGAGCUGAUCUGGGACCAGACAGAAACGACAGAUCCCCUCCGCUGCAGAGCCGACAGGGACACCAUUGGCUUCUUUAUUGCCAAGUUCUUGAAAAACUGACCAGAGGGCAUGUUUUCUCUUACAGCCCUCACACGAGACUGCAGACGGGAACAAUUCUGUUUAUAUUACGUCACUCUGUGUGCUUUGACGGGGCCAGUGUUGACAAAGACGCACACUGCGCUGUUUACAGCAUCUGCCUCUUAACAGCUGCUCUCUAAAACUGCGGGCCAUAUAGGGAUAAGCUUUAUAAACACCAAGAGCCAGAGAUAGAGAGGGGAGAGGGAGGGUGGGGGCACGUGGGGAUGGAGACUGAAUGAGUAUCGGCAAAUGCAGCAGUGCUAGCAUCACCAUGACAACAGUGACGACAAAGCUGCCAUGGUGACAGUGGAUUCGCUGGAUCUGAGAGCGUGGAUCAGGAAGUAGCGUGCAGAAAGAGGUCAUGAGAGGUAUUAACAAUUUAGUGUCUCUUAGCAGUGGUGGAGACAAGUGGGGCCUCUAAUUAGAACUUCUGCUGCUUGUAAGAGGGAAAUGAUGCUGCUUUCUGCCUCUGAAUCAGUGCAGUCACUUUUUUUCUCUUCAAGUCUAUCAUAUAUUAAGCAGUUGUCUAAAUACAAAUUCCAAUACUCCCCAAUAAUUUAAGACAUUUUAAGUGUUUAUUAAUGCACAAUAUUUGUCAAAAAUUAUAAUGCCUCCUGUGAAGUCAUAUUUUCUAUUAUUACAACUGUGUUUUACUAUAUUGUUUUGAUUAUCUGUUUAUACAGCAGCCUCCACUUAUGGGUGCCCACAGGAGAAGUUAGUUGUUUACAAAUACACUAACACAUUUCUAUUUACAGGACAACUACAUUAUAUUGUUAUAUAUUCUUUAGUACUUGAAUGAAAGCAAAGUGUUGCCACUAGUUUAUUCAGUGCAAAAUGAAUUGUGUGUCCCCGUUAAAUCUGCACACAGUGUCAUUUCUGGAUUCGUGCCUACAGUGCAAAAACAUCUGGCCCAUUCGCCUGUCAUGCAGCGUUUUGAGAACUUUCACAGUGACCUCAGCUCAAUCCCUCUUCCUGGGAAUACCAUUAAACUCAUCAGUCCAUCCACACAUCUGUCUGGAAGUGCCAGCAGACUGCGCCUCACUUGCUGCGUGUGUGCAUUUCAUCGUACGUUCACUGUAUGUAGUGAUAGACUGCUGAUUAAAAUGGCUGCUCUGUCCAACGCAGCACUGAAGGUUAAGAGGAAUUUUUUUUUUUUUAAUUGUUUUAACAACAUUACAAUUCUCUGGGAGUGCAUGUUUGUCUAUUUUGGAGGCAUCUGUGUGUGGAGAAGCAGCUUCGUAUUUUAGAUGCAUUCCCUCGGUAUUGUCAUUCACGUAGAUGUUGUCAUGACGACUCAGGAGGCAGGCCAGCGAGUCUACUUCUAUUUUUCAGUAGAGUUUCAGAUGACUAUUUAUAGGCACCGUUUCCCUCCACUGUCUGGGUGUUCUGACAAAGCACACGUCAAAUUCCUCUCCCCCCUUGGCAGUCCUUUGUUGCCAACUUUAUUCUUUAUAUUUAUGCAUUAUGUACAUACACCUGUACACUGUUAAAAAAAAUUCUGUAGUGCUACCAGUGUAGCAUAUAAAUGGAGUUUUUAUAAUUACAAUUGUCAGGCAAAACCAAAGAAAGUGAGGGGAAGGGGUUGGUGGUUUUGUAAACAGAGGGGCUUGGACUCCAAUUUGGCUCAAUUCAGAUUUACUGUAUCAUGAAUUCAUACAUGAUAUCUGUGAAAAUAUGAGAUUAACGUCCUCGAUUCUUUAUUGAGCUUAAAGUUCAGGUGUUGGACCCUCUUAAACCAUCAAACACCAUCACUCUGCCUUAAAUAGAUCCUUUGCAUUAGUCAGGCGAGUGAGAAAAUGGCAAAAAUACUGAAAACUUAACCAUCUUCCUCUGGUUAACAAUUGAUAUAGUUUGAAUUUGUUUUGCAAAUGUGUCUUAUCUUUUUUUAGUGAGGAACAUACUAAAGAAAUAUCCUACAAUGAACAUUCUUGUAUACUGUGAAAUGGGUAUUAAAGUGGGAGUUAAACAACAUUCAUUAGAAAAGAGAUCAGACUUAAUAAAAGAUGAACCUUCAUGGAGUUUUGGUAGUACACCUACAGUAAGUUGCAAUGUCAUAUCAAAUUGCUUUUACACGAAACCAAUGUGAACCAGUAAAAGUGCAGGAGAAAAGGGUGUUUCAGUGUUAUAAAAUGUUUCUGGACCCAUACAAAGAGAACAGUACUGCAUGUAAGAGAGGAAGUUACUGUAGAACUCGUUUGUCUUGUAAGGCAUGACUAAGGUGCACCUCGAAGGAGGCAUAAAUAUGUUAGAACCAAAUGUCUAAAACCAGGGGAGGCAGAAUUAAAAAAAAAAAA
Messenger RNA from Xiphias gladius (swordfish), 3930 nucleotides. RefSeq names its product NOP2/Sun RNA methyltransferase 6 (gene nsun6). Gene Ontology annotation, molecular function: methyltransferase activity; RNA binding. The record is from RefSeq and is a predicted model, not a curated record. The transcript has 13 exons. Bases 233 to 1618 code for a protein of 461 amino acids. Lineage: Eukaryota; Metazoa; Chordata; Actinopteri; Istiophoriformes; Xiphiidae. Gene Ontology annotation, biological process: RNA methylation.